This is a messenger RNA of Poeciliopsis prolifica (blackstripe livebearer), 2465 nucleotides long. Its product is annotated as neoverrucotoxin subunit alpha-like. The transcript is spliced from 4 exons. Gene Ontology annotation, molecular function: protein binding. The record is from RefSeq and is a predicted model, not a curated record. Lineage: Eukaryota; Metazoa; Chordata; Actinopteri; Cyprinodontiformes; Poeciliidae. Bases 95 to 2188 code for a protein of 697 amino acids.
AUUCAGAAGACACCCCGCUGACUCAGCAGAUCAGAAUAUCGUCCCUCUGUGAGGACAAACUGAAAGAUUUUGUGUUUUCUAUCAGUUUGAAGACAUGGACUCCAAUUGUCUCCAAAUUCCUGCCUUGGGCAGACCUUUUUCCUUGGGAAUGCUGUAUGACGCUCGAAAAGAUGAACUGAUGACAGGAAUUUCAUUAUGGGAUGACAAGUUUCUGGAUGAUAAAAAAGAAACGAGCUCUAAACCCAGCAGUUCUUUUCAAGUUAUUUCCUCUGAUUCUCUUAAAGAAAAGACCUCUCUCUUGGAUGUUAAAGCUUCUCUAAAAGCAAGUUUCUUGAGUGGUCUGAUUGAAGUUAGUGGCUCAGCCAAGUACCUGAACGACAAGAAGAAAUUUAAAAAUCAGAGCAGAGUGACCCUUCAGUAUAAGGCCACAACUCAUUUGACUCAAUUGUUAAUGACGCAAAAGGAAGCCUCCAGUUCAGGCAUUUUCAGUGACAAAGUACAAAACCUGGCAACGCAUGUAGUGACAGGCAUUCAGUACGGCGCAAAUGCUUUCUUUGUCUUUUACAGUGAGAAGUUAGAAUCUUCUCAAGAUCAGGAGUUCCAGGGCACCUUGGAGGGGGCAAUAAAUAAGAUUCCUAAAAUGAGUGUUGAUGGAAGCAUGUCCGUGCAGUUAGGUGAAAAAGAAAAGUCCCUUCUGAAAAGCAUCAGUUGCCAGUUUUAUGGAGACUUUCUCCUUGAUAACCCAACAAGUUUUGAAGAUGCACUCAAGACCUACCAGAAUCUUUCAAAGAUUCUUCGAGAAGAUAAGAAUAAUUCUGUACCGGUGGAAGUGUUUCUGACGCCACUGAAGACAUACGACUCCAACACCCCUGCAGUAAUGGGGGAAAUCUGUGAAGGGCUAAUCACUAAAGCACAAGAUGUGUUUGAAGAUCUGAGCCAAUUUGACAUAAGAUGCAAAGAAAUUCUGGAAGAUGCAGCACUGAAGAACUUACCCCAUAUUUACAAGAAUGUGCAGAAAUUUUUAGACCUUUGCAAAAAGUAUGAAAAGCAACUCAGAGGUACCAUUAAGGAAAAAUUUCCUUUAAUCCGUGCAGGAAAAGAAAACGAUAGUUCGGUUGAAAAACUGUUUGACGACCGAAACAAGUCAGCAUUCAGUCAUGACAAUUUAGACAAGUGGAUGUCAGACAAAGAGGCAGAGGUAACUGCCCUCAAGAUCUGUCUGAGUGCAAUGGAGGGCAUUAAAAUCAUCUCCAAUGAGCACCAGCUGAGAGAAGAAACUUUUUCUCAAGAUGUGGUCCACACUCUGUGUUUUACUUUCACUUCUCUGGAGCAGGCCCUGGACCCGUACCUCGAUCAGUUGGAGAGUUCCCUUCAUUUGCAUGAUAGGCUUAGCUUCAAGCAAGUCUCUGCACCGAAACAAAACCAGUGGUACCAUUCAAACAGUUUGAUUCAUGAACUCAGGAGCAAAGCCCAAGAUUUGCAAAACAUGGCCAAAGGCUUGAAGGCCAAUGCCAAAUUCCAUUUCCUUGUAACCGCCUUGCAAAAUCCCGAAAUUCAAGGAGCAAGCAUCUACCAUUACAAGCAAGGCAAACUGGUGUCCAAGAAUUUUUCAAAGCCAGAAUUCUCAGACGUGAAGACAAUAAGAAACAAAGAAGACCUCAUCUGGUACACCUGUGAUCUGACACUCGACCCAAACACAGCAUAUAAUUAUAUCAUUCUUUCAGAAGAAAACAAAAAGGCAGAGUAUACAUCAACGUGGCAGUACUAUCCUGAUCACCCAGUUAGGUUUACUAAGCCUCAGGUUCUGUGUAAGGAAGGGCUGCAUGGGCGCUGUUACUGGGAGGUGGAGUGGAGUGAGGCUUCCAACAUCGGCGUAGGUGUUGCGUACAAAUUAAUUGAAAGGAACGACGGCUUUGGGACGACAGAAAAGUCUUGGUAUUUUGGCAAAAGUGAUCGGUUUGAGGCUUGGAACAAUGGCAAAUUAUGGAGCGGCGAAGGUCCUGCUGGUGGCUGCAGAAUCAUUGGAGUGUAUCUGGAUUUGAAAGGUGGCACACUGUCUUUCUACAAGGUGUCAUGUGACAAAUUAGAGCACCUCUACACCUUUAAAACGACAUUCACUGACCAUGUUUAUCCAGGUUUCUACAUUUAUUCAGCCAACAAUUACUGCAGACUAAGUCCUGUCCAUUAGAUGAGGCAGAUGAGAAACAGUCUGCCUAGCUUGGGUCUGAGGAACAGUGGAGGCAUUUUUCUCCACUGAUCUUGACCUCCACUUAAACCCAACAUUGUUGAUAACCCCGAUAGUGUUAGAUUGAAGCUAGCAUUUUUCCAGUAGUUUAAUGAUUUAUGAGGAAGAGCUCAUAGUCUUGGAGGUUGGAAGGCCUCCCUGUCAUCACCCUAAUCUACAGCUGCCUUCUCAGGUUCUUUGUUGGAACUCCUGUCAGGCCACUCCAAAACAUCAAUAUUAG